AACUCAUUCUGCUAUAUAAGGACGAAUACAUAAAUUCUUGCUACCAAAGUUCAUCUGUUUUUAUGUCAUUGUAGCUAUUCAAGUGAACAUGGCAGAGAGCUUUUCCGUUAAGCGAGGCCUUGCUGGAAUGUUUCAUUGGAAAAGUGAUAAAAAGGGAGACGAAACUUCGAAAGAAGAGGUUUCUGAACCAGAAAUUCCUAAAGAAGAAACUCCACAACCAGAAACUUCAAAAUUAGAAAUUCCUGAACAAGAAACUCCUGAACAAGAAACUCUUAAACCAGAGAAAAAGAAGAAUGUACACAGACGACAUCGCUCGCUCGUCACCGCUAGCGAGUUGCCAAUUCCAAGUUCUGGCGAUGAACUAACAGAAGAUGAACAAACGAAAACUCUGGAGGACGAAAAGGAAAAGUCUAAGAGUCGAUUCCGACGUAGUCUGACAUUCAGACGAUCAAAGAAGAAGAAGAAACAACGACAAGAAGAAAAAGAAAAACAGGAGCCUCUGCCGAUAGAGAUCCUUCUAACCCCACCAGUAGUGGACAACCUGAACGCCGAGGAAAUUGUUCCACAGCUAGUCAGUCAAGACGAUGGAAGCCCUGAUGUUGGAGUAGAAGGAGUCAUAGACGCCAUGGGCGAAAACAUCGAAGUCCCAGAUGUUUCCACAGAAAUCCAAGAGAUUCAAAGUGUAGUUUCUGACAAAAUCGAACCCGACGGGGACGAAUUAAUGGAAGUGAUCAAGAAAGUUGAGAGUCUCCAGAACCUACAAGACAAGAUUGGCGUGCCCUCAACCGGAACCUACUUAGAAGUGCACGCGAUGUUCAAAGGUCUUGGAUUAAACACCGACAAUUUUCUUCUGGCCAGCUCAAUUUCUUCCCUUCUUCAGUACGAAAUGUCCGUGUGUGCCUAUGGUUUUGGCCUUGUAAAACUAGACGUUCUUUGGAAUUCCCUGCUGAAUCGUGCGCAACAAGCAAAAGAAGCCACAAGACAAGUUCUGGUGUAUUUCAUUAGGCCUUUGAUCAAGAAAUACCCCCACUACUUCAUAACUGCGAUUAAACAACGAAAAAUGAUCGAAAAGGCUCAAAAGAAGAUCGAAGCGGCAAAACCGAUUGAAGAGACACUGUUGUGAGCAGUAACAAACUUUGAAGAGGGCAGUUUGCGUAGCUCACUUGAAUUACAAGAAUCUGACAUAUGAACUGCCAUCACGAGCUUAAAAAAAAACGUUUGAGGAUUGUGGACAUGAUCAAAGAACGAUGGCUA
Messenger RNA from Pocillopora meandrina, 1254 nucleotides. The record is from the annotation of a GenBank genome assembly. Lineage: Eukaryota; Metazoa; Cnidaria; Anthozoa; Scleractinia; Pocilloporidae.